Orbilia oligospora ATCC 24927 is the source of this 2148-nucleotide messenger RNA. RefSeq lists its product as uncharacterized. The coding region runs from base 1 to 2148 and encodes 715 amino acids. The transcript has 2 exons. The record is from RefSeq and is a predicted model, not a curated record. NCBI's taxonomy places the organism in Eukaryota, Fungi, Ascomycota, Orbiliomycetes, Orbiliales, Orbiliaceae.
AUGCUGUCCAAGAUAAAAGAGGCUGGCCGCCAGGUAGCACGCAGCAAUAGCGUCUCAAACGACUCUCGUCCAGGAAAUUUAGAAUCCCAAUAUUAUACAUCUCAUAUAGCGGACAAACGUCGGUAUAGUGCGGCAGUCACGGACGCUCUUCGAAGCUUGCAACAUUCACCAGUACCUUCGAAAGCGAAGAUGGAUAAACGACCACCGUUGAGGAAGAGAGGGUCGUCGUUGUUCAACAAGAUGACUUCACAAGAGACAUAUGAGUCGCUUGUGCCAAGGUCGACAUCAUCAAGUCGUUUAAGUGAAAGGACUAUCACAGACAAUCGAGACUCGACGGGGUUAUCGUCGUUAUCAACCAGAAUUAAAGCUCAUCGAAUGCGAAAAAACUCGCAGCUUAGUCUGAGCCUUGGGCCUCUCGAAGAACAUGAGAUCCGACAACCGGGCAGCCAACCUCGCGCCCCUCCUAAGUUACUUCGCACACAUAGCGUGCCAGACUUAUUAAGCAGAAGCCAAGCAAUGAGCCCUGACUCUAGAAAAUUCUGCAAUGGCAAGCCGAUCAGCAAUCCCUUCAACUUCCGACACCUUUCCCACAUGGAAACCAGACAGACCGCUCAAUUCGAAGAUACACCCGAGGAUGUUCUUCCGAUACAAUGGAAUUCUAUGGUUAGGGAAUCUAGGGCACCAAGGACUCCAGUUGUCCCAUUGACACCGUUGACAGCAAGGGGUGUAAGACAUAUGCAGAGCUUAAGCGGAUCUCUCCGAACAAGUGGGCUGCCAAUGCCAUCCCCUUCGAUUGAUAGUGUCUAUUCCCCUGUCGAGUCUAUUGCGGAUCUUAGUAUGGAGUCCAAGUCGGCUGAAAGCUUAAAUAAUUCAUUCCCCUCAUACCUAGCUCCGCCCCCGCGAAGUUCCUCGCGAACGGCAUUUACCGGUCCUUUGCCUUCUAUAGACGAUGAUAUCCCUAUCCUUGAAAGUGAAGGCCGGGAUUCAGUCAUCUUCCUUCAAGAUGAUCUUGCAGUUUUAUCAAGGACAGUGGGUUCAAUUCCCGAGGAGUCUAGUUUGCUAGAUCAAGAGGUUGAGGACGACGUGCUCGGUGCCUUUCCAUCACCACCCAUCACAUCUUCGAAAGUUCUUUCACUUAAAACAGUGGGACUUCAGCCAAACAUUGUUAUCAACAAUCACUUACUCCCACCCCUAUCUCCACUACGCCCAUCAAGCUCAAGCUCGGGUACACUGGGGUUUGGAGCAGCAGGAGAUGCGGAUGCCCCAAAAGAACAAACAGCACCUAAGAGAUCGUCGAAGAGGAUGUCUAAGCGACUAAGUCGGCGUGUCUCGAUUCUCGGUGAUGCUCAGGCAGAAAUCCAAAGCUGGGAAGCCGAUAUUGACUGGACGUAUGAUAAUAAUGGGUUUGAUGAAUGGGUCGACGAUCUUGAAGGCAUCGAGGAAGAGGAAGAGGCGGAUAACAAUUUGGGCAGCAAGUCGGCCCCAGUCUCUGCAUCACCCUCUACCGUCAACCUUGCCAGCUUGGCGGCGAAGAGACAUUCCGAUGAAGGAAAGUCUUUCCUCGCUGCUCCGGAGGAGGAAGCUACCCCACGCUCUCCUGAGAUUGGCAUCGCAGAUGGUGGAUUCGGCAUAUUUGACCAUGCCGACCGCCAAUACAAUGCUUUCGGCCACCAGCGCCAACUCUCAAAAACUCGCAACGGAGCUAGUCAUAGCAGGACCCUUUCAACUUGCGCAAGCUUGCCCAAUCUUAAGGCUGGUAGGAAACACUAUCGCAAUUCGUCGCUUCGUGGUUUCUCGAAUCUUGAUAACGGUAUCGUUACGCUUGAUGAGGAGGACGAAAUCCAACACCCAUCUUUCCAGCGGAUGCAUUCUGCCCCACCACGUGAGGUUGCAAUCCCUCCCGCACGUUAUAGCGGACGUUCACGUGCCGCCUCGAAUGCAACAUGUACAACACUUGUUUCAGACAUUGAAGGAUAUCCUUCAGAUCUUUCGGAAAUGGCAUCUACGCCUUCUCACUCUAGCCACAAUUCUACAGAGGGUCCUUAUUUCCUUUCGCAAACUCAAGAUGGCCUAUUCUUUGACCUUAAGACCCAGCUUGGGUCUGGUGUCCAUAUUGUCAACGAUGAGGUACCAUUCAACUUCUUCUAA